Molecule: messenger RNA, 5379 nt
Organism: Brassica rapa (field mustard)
Lineage: Eukaryota; Viridiplantae; Streptophyta; Magnoliopsida; Brassicales; Brassicaceae
Product: CBL-interacting serine/threonine-protein kinase 19
Biological process (GO): protein phosphorylation; signal transduction
Molecular function (GO): protein serine/threonine kinase activity; ATP binding
Source: RefSeq, a predicted model, not a curated record
UUUUUUUAAAAUUCAUUUAACUAUCUAAUUUCAUUCGUGUUGUGAGUUCGGUAUCAUAUAAAUUUACUACUAAAAAGUGUUUUCAGAAUAUACUAAUGGAGUAGUAUUACUCUAUUCGCCUUGUAAUAAAUGGUUAUAUUUAUUAUGAUCAGUUAUUUGUUGAUGGUUUUGUUGAAAGUAAAUAAUGGUGCAGUAGUUGACGUCUAAAUAAAGUCACAGUGAUCUAGUUUUUGGGUUAUUGAAGUAUCAGAAUUUACGUUAACUUACAGUUAGCUGUUUUAACUUAUUUUACGUACAACGUUUUUAAAAUUACGACAUAAAUAGUUCGACUGUGAAAAGCCCUUUCUCAAAAAAAAAGGAGGGGGGGGGGGGGGGGGGGGGGGGGUUUGAUUGUAUUGACAAUCGUGGUGGUAUCGCGGUCCAAAACAUUCCCAUGAGAAACAACACAAAUUCUGAGGUGCGUCGAAUUAUGUGAAUUUAAUAUUAGUGUUAUAAAUUUCAACAUUUGCAUAUCUUUUAUGACAUUAAGGAAAAAAGUCCGCCGGAGAAAGACUAUAGUUUAAUGUUAUAGUGGACGUAUUUUCGUGCAUAAUAUAUGGUACAUGCAACUAGGCAUGGGCGCUCUGAUGCGAUUUUGAUUGGCAUAUUUAUUUAGGAACCAUUCAUUAUUGAUAUAAUUUGGUUCAUUUAUUUUAACUUUUGUUUUGGUUUAGGUAACAAAAUUGAGAAUUGACCAAUAUCUAAAAAUUAGGUCUAAAUUGAUUUUGGUUUGGUUACGGUUUUCCAAAUAAUUUCAGAUAAUAUGGAUAAAAACAUUGAACAAUGAUCAGAUUUAAUAUCAAAUAUUGGAUAAUUCAGAUUAUUUGGAUUGAAAUGUUAUCUAAUUCGGAUAAUUUAACUAUUUUGGAUAAAAAAAAGUUUUUGGUAAUACGGUUAAUAAAUAGUAUUUUAAAGAUAUUUGAUUUUUUUUAAUAACUGAAAAGAUUAGGCACAAAAUCUAUGUUUUAAAAAUCCGGAUACUCAUUUAGUUUUUGGUUUGAUUACAAUUUAUCAGUUUGGUAUUUGUUCGGUUUUUUAUUUCGGAUAACUGUGCAACAAAGGAAUCGGCUGCCUCAGAUUUUCUUGUAAUAUUUUCUAGUGUUAAUAUUUUGUAGUUAUUUCCCCUACAGUCGUUAAUCACAUGCCAAUAAUAUGUUAAUAAUUCGGGCUCCGUAACAUCUUAAUUAAAUUAUUUAUCGACCUUUUAAAAGAAGUUUUAGAUCAUAUAACACAUAUAUGUACGCGGUUAAUUACUAAUCCAUUUUUAGGUUUAUGACCAUAUUAUUAAUCUUACAACAACGAAAUUUAUGAUCCUGGGGUUUUGUUUUCGAUUAGUAAGUAAUGAAUUUGCUGAAAACUCUUUGCCUUGGUCUCCCCUUCUUCACAAGACUAAGUCGAGAGUAUUAUAAGUCUAAAAACAUGUACUUUUUUUGUAAAGUAUAAACUAAUGGCACUAAAAUAACCUUGGAAUAACAACUAAAGAAAGAAUGAGAUCGAGAAAUUCCAAACAAAUCCACUAAAUCCCAAGACAAAAAGAUCCAUAGAAUGCCAACUAAUAUUCCACAAAGUAUCUAACAUAUUCACAUUCUCCUUGAGCAACCCAACCUAAAAGUUAAUCCACAUUCCUUAUUUUUAUCAUUUAUCCCUUAAACCACUCUCACCCCACCUCCAACAAGGUUGGCCCAUGUGCUUAUAUGUGUGUGCGAUCUUGUUCUGUUUUAUUGAAUUUUGGUUACUAUUCUCAUGUAAUACUACAUCUAAAUUGACUGGAGCUUUGACUGGAGCUUAACAGUUGUAGGACUGGCCUAAUUCAUUUAUCUGGAAUUUGUAGGCCCAUAUGAAAGAAAAUAGAGUCUAGCCCAAUUGUCCAUAAUUCUGUAUUCACGUAAAUGAUUCAUGCAUUAACCUGAAUCUCUUCCCUUUUUAUGGCGAGCCCAAAUCUCAAAAGAGAAAAGCUUACAUGAUUUAUUAUGUGUGUGCGUGUAUGUGUGAUCAUUUCUUGAGUGUCAGUCGAGAAAAGGUUACAUGAAUAAAAUUGCGAGUAAUUACUCUGGUUCACACGAAUCACACCUGGCUAAACUACCAGCGUGACCUGAUACGUGCACGUUAUUAUCGAAAUGUACGGUCCAUAUAAACCACCGAUUUAAAUAUUUAUGGUAUUCUUAAUGAUGUUUAAUACGAUUUUGUUAGUUGCGUUUGGUAAACUAACAGAAACACCAUUUAGUUCAAUUUCACGACAAGUGAAAGCUUUUUUAGUUUGUGUAUCUUUAAAUUUUGAUCGUUUUGUUUCGUGGACUUACGAUAUCACGGACCUUUAUCGGCAAUAAACAUGUAGCAACGUUAAGUAUUCUGAUUAACUUUUUUUGUUAAUUAUAAUGUGUUACUUAAAUUUCGGAGUUAGUCAUGUGGAAUAGGACUAAGCACCUUUCUACCAAUUAGUACAUCAUUGCUAUUUUCUACUGUGUGGUGUUAAAUUUUAAUAGAAAACUGCCAUUUGAUCUACACGUUCAUUAUCUCGCAUCUGAUUGCUACAUUUAUUCACAGCUGUUAAUUUGUUUUGACAAAAUGUGUAAGCAAACUCAUAGAAGAUAUAAACUUGAUACCAUUACAAUGAUAGUGACAUAAACCAUGUCUCAUUUCCAAAGAAAAUAUUAGUAAGUUAUUAUAACUGAAUACAUUUUAUAGCGCCAAUUCCUGAUUUUAGUAACCAAGUUAUGAUGAUCAUUUUUGUUCUCUACUCCUUAAUAAAUUGUAUUAGGAAAUGGUCAGUAGCAGUGCAAAUGCUUAACCUAAACUCCCCUUCUAUUGCUUCUUUAUAUAUAUUUUUCUUCAUUAACUUUAACCUUUUUUUCUUCAUUAAUUUGUUAACUUUAACUUGACACUAGAUGCAUGUGUCAAGCUCCCCCCCCCCCCCCCCCCCAUUUUAAAAAGCUAUUUAGAAAUUCAAAUUUAUCUUUAUUUGUGUCUCUUAAUUUCAACUCGAAUAUUACAUUUGAUUUGAUUGGUGAUUUCUUUAACUGUUUAAAAAAAAUUCUUACCACUUUGAAUAAUCAGUCUGACCCAUCUUUUAAAACACGCUUCUUAGCCAUUAUUGAUAUGUUUUUUCCAUUAAUCAUACAUUAACUCUUUAUUAAUUUAGAUUCAUAAAUCUAUAUAUAAGGUCAACAAUAUUAUAAUUAAGCUUACAACACAAAUAAAAAAUAUAUAUAAAAAAACCGACGAUCAUAACCUGUAUUAAGAAAAAUAUAAAUCCAAUAUAAAAUUUAUAUUUUUUUUUUCUAUCCAUCCAUUGGCCAAAAUGAACUUUUCUAACAUGUUCUUGCCAAUUAAAGGCAUUAACUAAAAAAAGUAAACAAAUGGAUCUAUUGGCUACUACAUACAUAGAUGGUGUCGGGACUAGAAGCGAGAUUAAUUUGCAUAGCAAUUCGGAAACAAGUUUCCAAAUAUACACAAAGAAGAAUUCUAUUUCUGGUAAACCUCCUAAAAACAGAACAUAGACAAAGCAAAGAAUACGCAAAGGAAGGCGAGAGGGAGAGAGAAAGAUUAUCUUCUUCUACCAUUUCACAACGAAAGAGACCAAAAACCUCUCGUUUCAAAUGGCGGAAUUGCUGAGAAAAGUAAAAUCUAUGAAGAAGAAGGAUAAGAGCAACACACAAGCUCUAAUCCUGGGCAAAUACGAAAUGGGAAGACUUCUCGGCCACGGAACCUUCGCCAAGGUGUACCUUGCGCGCAACGCAACCACCGGAGAAAGCGUCGCGAUCAAAGUGAUCGACAAAGAGAAAGUCCUCAAAAGCGGUUUGAUCGCACACAUCAAACGCGAGAUCUCCAUCCUCCGCCGCGUCCGCCACCCGAACAUCGUCCAGCUCUUCGAGGUCAUGGCCACCAAGUCCAAGAUCUACUUCGUCAUGGAGUACGUCAGAGGCGGCGAGCUCUUCAACAAAGUCGCCAAAGGGAGGCUUAAAGAAGACAUCGCCCGUAAAUACUUCCAGCAGCUCAUCUCCGCCGUGUCCUUCUGCCACUUCCGCGGCGUUUACCACCGCGACCUCAAACCGGAGAAUCUCCUCCUGGACGAGCACGGGAACCUGAAGGUCUCAGACUUCGGUCUCAGCGCGGUCUCUGAUCAGAUACGACAAGACGGUCUCUUCCACACAUUCUGCGGGACCCCUGCUUACGUGGCACCGGAGGUUCUCGCGAGGAAAGGCUACGACGGAGCUAAGGUGGACAUCUGGUCGUGCGGAGUGAUCCUCUUCGUGUUGAUGGCGGGGUUCCUCCCUUUCCAUGAUCGGAACGUUAUGGCUAUGUACAAGAAGAUUUACAGAGGAGACUUCAGGUGUCCGAGAUGGUUCCCGGUUGAGAUUAACCGGUUAUUGAUUCGAAUGCUCGAGACUAAACCGGAGAGACGGUUUACAAUGCCGCAGAUUAUGGAGACUAGUUGGUUCAAGAAAGGGUUUAAACAUAUUAAGUUCUACGUUGAGGAUGAUCACAAGCUCUCUAGCGCUGACGAUGAUAUUGAGUCGGUCGAAUCGGUGUCCGAACGGUCUUCCACAGUGUCUGAGUCGGAGUUUGAGUCGGUUGACGCUAGGAGAAGAUCAAUGCCGUUGAUGCCUAGACCGGCUAGUUUGAAUGCUUUUGAUCUCAUUUCGUUUUCACCCGGUUUUGAUCUAUCCGGUUUGUUUGAUGAUGAUGAUGGCGAAGGGUCGAGGUUUGUGUCUGGGGCUCCGGUUAACCAGAUUAUAUCAAAGCUGGAGGAGAUUGCGAAGGUUGUGAGCUUUACCGUGAGGAAGAAGGAUUGUAGAAUGAGUCUUGAAGGUUCGAGAGAAGGGAGUGUGAAUGGUCCGUUGACUAUUGCUGCUGAGAUAUUUGAGUUGACUCCAGCUUUGGUUGUUGUUGAGAUGAAGAAGAAGGGUGGUGAUAAAGUGGAGUAUGAUGAGUUUUGUAAUAAGGAAGUGAAACCGAAGUUGCAGAAUUUGAGUGCGGAUAAUGGAGAAGCGGUUUCUGAGUCGCGUUCUUUGCCAGCUUAUAUGCUUUCUAAUACUGAUUAGGAAGAUGAAAAUUGUUUUUUCUUUUUUCUUUUUUAUUUUUUCAACUGGAUUUUUGAAGCUGCUUAUUGGUUUAGGUUUUGGUUCGAGAUUGUGAUCUUCUUGUUCUUUGCUUGGUGUAAGAGACAUCAGACUUUAGAGCUAAAGAGAGUGGUGAGAUAUAUGAGUCUUGAUGUAUAAAGAUCGAAUAAAACACGUUACUUUUUCGCGUAUUGAUCUUUUCGUAUUUUGGUGUGGGGUUGGAAUUGAUGCAUUUUCGAUGUAGAAAUUCAAACGCGUAAACACACAUUUUAAUCAAAAA